CGUGUCCGUCAAGGAACAAAUGCUCCUUCCAAAGUAGAAGAAAGGGGUGGGUGACGGAGGAGGGGGAGAAAUUGGGCUCGAAGGGAACCGAGGGUCAAAAGUUACCCGCGUACGUGCCGUUCGCGCCUUCCCCCGUCGCUAGCCGAUUAAGCCGAGGUGAAAUAAAAGCGCCCAGACGCUGAGGAAAGAAACCUGCCUGCUUGGCGUUGUAUUUGCCAGCCGCUGGCACUCUAGCGACUCUGGGGAAAAUUCGUGCCUGACCGAACGCAAAGCCCCAACUCCCGGUCCCAAUUCACUCCGGAGACCGGCUAGUUGGGUUUCUAGAGCAACUGGCAAGGGGAAGGCUUGGAAGGGACGAGGAGUCGCUCUGCCCUGGGGGGGGGGGGAUUGGAAAACAGCCCAUCGAGAGGUGAUGAUGUAGGUUGAGCCGGGAGAGAGAAAAGGCGCAACCCAGAAGAGAAAGUGAAACCAGAUGCCACCUGCUCUGACUCCGCCAUUCCAGCUUUCGAGGUAGAAAAGGCGCCCAAGUGGGUGUCGGAAGCAGCCGGGGGAGAGCCUGUACCUCUAAGCGCCGGUUGCUUGGCUCCUGGUCCUGCUGAAGGCACACACGGGGAAGAGGCGCGUCAGUCCUCGGCCAAGUGUAGCCGCUUCGGCACUGAGGUGCCCUUAGUCGUCCCCCCAUUUCUGUUCUUGUUCAUGUUGCCUGUCUUGGGCGGAGGCCGCUCUCGGCUCGGCGGUCCCGGGGAUUCCUUUUGGCCUCUCGCCCGCAGCCUUGCCUGCGGGAGCAGAAGCCAUGGAGGUUUUCCUCUGCCCCUCUUGCCACUUACCGCUGUGGGAGCCGGUGACCGUGUCGUGCGGCCAUUCCUUCUGCAGAAGAUGCCUGGGAGAAGAUUUGCCUUCUAAGUGCCUCGUCUGUGCCGACGAGCUCGUCUGCCUGGGCUCGAAAACUGUGAGCUGCAACUUCCUGCUGUGCGAUUUGUUGGAAAAAUGCUUGGAUAAAGACACCAGACUGGCCCGGCUGAAAAUCGACUUGGAGGACCUGCUCAGGAGUGGAAACUACACGGGAGCAUUGAGGAUCCUGAAGAAAGGACUCGGCUUAGCUCCAGAUGAUCUUGAACUGAGGGUAUGUCGUUCAGAAGUAUAUGUGGCUUUGCAGCGAUACCCAGAGGCACUGAAGGAUUUGGAAGUGCUGUGUAUUCAAGAACCAGAAGAAUGUGAGAUUUUUUUCCGGAAGGGAAAGAUACUCCUGGAAAUGGGAUGCAAAUCUGAGGCCCUGCAGCAGUUCCAGCAUUGCCUCACACUGAAUUCCAACUUUCAUGCUGCUCAGUGUGAGACAGAAAAGGUUCUCACAACUGAUGACUUCCCUCUCCUAGAUACUGUUCUGGAACUAAAGAGAGAUGUCAGUCAGAACCUGAAAGAGUCAAAUUCAGGAAAAGACCCAACUUUACUUAUGCCUUCUGAAGGCGAGUCUCUACAGGACUUAAAGCAAAGCAAAGAAGUUUGGCAUGAAGGAACUAUAUGUGAUGAGAAUCUGACAUCACAUACCCUGCCAGAAUGGUUGCAGAAGAAGUCAAAUUCUAUUGUUUUUGCAAAAAAGGAAGAAACAGAGAAGGGGGCAGUAGCAGAAACAACAGGAGCAGAGUCUAUGCAAGACAUCAGAAGCCUUUUGAGUACAUCUGACUUGGAAUGUUCCCUUUGCAUACGUAUGUUCUUUGAGCCAGUGACGAUACCUUGUGGCCAUACUUUCUGCAAAGAGUGUGUGGAGCGCUGCCUAGACCAUAGGCCCAACUGCCCACUUUGCAAACAGAGCCUGAGAGAGUACCUGAAGGCUGGGAAAUACCGUACCACAGUAGUAUUGGAGGAGCUUAUGUUGACCAUCUUCCCUUCACAGUUGGCAGACAGAAAGCAGAUCCACCAGACCGAGAUGGCUGAACUCUCAAACCUGACCAAGAAUAUCCCUAUCUUUGUAUGCACACUGACUUUUCCAGGCAUUGUGUGUUCCCUUCAUGUAUUCGAGCCUCGUUAUCGCCUUAUGAUUCGAAGGUGUCAGGAGACUGGCACGAAGAUGUUUGGAAUGUGUAUGUUUGAGAAUGGUAAGAGUUUUGCUGACUAUGGCUGCAUGUUGGAGAUUCAGAAAAUAGAUUUUCUUCCUGAUGGACGGUCUUUUGUGAACACAACAGGCAAGCGGAGGUUCCGGGUUUUGAGACGGGGGCACAAGGAUGGUUACAACACUGCUGAUAUUGAAUACUUGGAAGAUGAAAAGGUAGAAGGAGAAGAAUUGGCUGAGCUCCAGAAGUUGCAUGACUGCACAUACCAGCUAACACAGAAGUUUUAUGAAAAUGGCUAUAUGACAUUUAGACACAGCUUGAUGCACUAUGGUCCCCUUCCCGAAAAAGAGGAGGACAUACAGGCAUCUCCUGAUGGACCAUCUUGGUGCUGGUGGCUUAUAUUAACCUUGCCCCUUGACGUGAACCGCAAGUUAGCUAUCUUAUCUGACACAUCCCUGAAGAGCCGUCUCACUCAAUUGAAGAAUAUUCUGAAUGUUAUUUUGGAAAGUAGUGAAUUCAGUAGCUAGCUCUCCAGUGUCUUUCCAGAAAGAAAUCUACAGAGCACAAGGACGGUAUUAACUCUGUGCUGUAUCCUCCACCAUUUUUCUUGGUGAGGUUGGAGUAAAGCCUUAACUGUUUUUUGUUUUUCUUUUUGCUCUCUGUAUGUGUAUUUGUUUUGUGUUGUAGACUUGACCUCAGCAAUAGUCAGUGAACCAAUAAAUGGAAACAGGCAUGAAA
Eublepharis macularius is the source of this 2786-nucleotide messenger RNA. Its product is annotated as LON peptidase N-terminal domain and RING finger protein 1-like. The transcript is spliced from 12 exons. The record is from RefSeq and is a predicted model, not a curated record. The coding region runs from base 794 to 2575 and encodes 593 amino acids. Gene Ontology annotation, molecular function: protein binding; metal ion binding. NCBI's taxonomy places the organism in Eukaryota, Metazoa, Chordata, Lepidosauria, Squamata, Eublepharidae.